Cariama cristata (Red-legged seriema) is the source of this 1199-nucleotide messenger RNA. RefSeq names its product syndecan 3 (gene SDC3). The record is from RefSeq and is a predicted model, not a curated record. Lineage: Eukaryota; Metazoa; Chordata; Aves; Cariamiformes; Cariamidae. Gene Ontology annotation, cellular component: membrane; cell surface. Gene Ontology annotation, biological process: cell migration. The transcript has 5 exons. The annotation marks the transcript as partial.
GCUCAGCGCUGGCGCAAUGAGAACUACGAGAGACCCGUGGACCUGGAGGGCUCCGGGGACGACGACCCUUUUGGGGAUGAUGAACUGGACGAUGUCUACUCAGGCUCCGGCUCGGGGUAUUUCGAGCAGGAGUCGGGGCUUGAGACGGCAGUGACCCUCACCACAGACACGUCUGUCAUGAUCCCCACCACGGCGGCUGUGCUGCCCAUCACCUCGGUGCAGCCCGUGGCAACCCCCUUUGAACCAUUCCCUGCUGAGGACACCACCCCCGAGCAGACAACCGGCAUCUUGUAUAUCCCCAGGAUGACAGAGACACCAGUGAUCCCCAGUUGGAAGGCAACCACCACCAGUACCACUACCAGCGACUCCCCUACCACCACAACCAGCACCACAACCACCACGACCACCACGACCACCGCCACCACGACCACCACCAGCACCACCAUGGCCACUGCCAAGCCCACCACCAUCCGAAGGUUCCUGCCCCCCUUCAUCACUAAGGCAGCCACCACCCGGGCCACCACCCUGGAGACACCCACCACCUCCACCUUCGAAACCAGCACACCAACAGAGGUGGCCACAUCACGGCUUGUCACGGCCAACCCCAGGCCCCUGCCAAAACCAACCCCCUCCAGGACUGCAGACCUCACAGACAAAAGCACUGCCUUGCCAUCCAGUCCUGCCAUGCUGCCACCCACAGAAGCCCCCCAGAUGGAGCCAGCAGAGGUGACGACAGUCCUCGACAACGAGCUGGAAGUCCCGGUCAGCAGCGGCCCCAGUGGGGACUUUGAGAUCCGGGAAGAGGAAGAGACAACUCGUCCCGAGCUCGGUAAUGAGGUGAUGGCUGUGGUGACACCACCAUCAGGACCCGGGCAGGGCAAGAACGUGGAGCCAGGGCUGAUCGACAACACGAUAGACUCCGGUAACUCGGCCGCUCAGCUCCCCCAGAAGAACAUCCUGGAGAGGAAAGAAGUGUUGAUAGCGGUGAUCGUGGGCGGCGUGGUGGGAGCCCUCUUCGCUGCCUUCCUGGUCAUGCUGCUCAUCUACCGGAUGAAGAAGAAGGACGAGGGCAGUUACACGCUGGAGGAGCCCAAACAAGCCAACGUGACGUACCAGAAGCCCGACAAGCAGGAGGAGUUUUACGCGUAGAAGAAGAGCCUGGCGUGCCUCACGCUCCCUCCCUCCCCGCUCCAAACUCU